Molecule: messenger RNA, 1949 nt
Organism: Drosophila erecta
Lineage: Eukaryota; Metazoa; Arthropoda; Insecta; Diptera; Drosophilidae
Product: endoplasmic reticulum resident protein 44
Exons: 2
Coding region: 29-1261 (410 amino acids)
Source: RefSeq, a predicted model, not a curated record
GUUCACCAAUGUCGUAAGUACUGUGAAGAUGAAGGUGGUCGGCAGCUUGGAUAUCCUCUAUUUGCUGGCGAUCCUGGUAGCCCAACUUUCUCUCGUCGCGGGAAACUCUUCGGUGGUGGAUGUGACCCACGAAAACCUGCAACAAAUAAUCGAUUCUAAUGAGCUGGUUCUGCUCAGUUUUUACACGGAUUGGUGCCGUUUUAGCCAGAUUUUGCAGCCCAUUUUUGAGGAGGCGGCGGCGAAGGUUCUUCAGAAAUUCCCUGAAAACGGCCGUGUGAUUCUGGGAAGAGUAAACUGCGACACUGAAGAUAUAUUGGCAGAUCACUUUGAGAUACUUAAGUACCCAACGCUAAAGAUCAUCAGAAAUGGGUUGGUUGGCAAGCAGGAAUACCGUGGCCAGAGAUCUGUGGAGGCCUUCUUCCAGUUUGUGGAGAGGGAGCUAUCAGAUCCAAUCAAAGAGUUCCACAGCAUUGAUGAACUCAAAAAUGUGGAAGUUGGCUAUGGUAUAGUUAUUGGUUAUUUCAUCUCCAAGGAUCAUGUUGAGUAUGAUAACUAUCGCAGGGUAGCGAGCCUCAUGCGCAACGAUUGUAGGUUUCUUGUGGGCUUUGGGGACUUGACUAAGGCCCUCCGCCCGCCAGGAAAAAAUGCGUUGAUCUUCCGCGGCGAUCCCUCGAUUCCGAAUCACAAGUACCAGUACAGUGAGUACUUGGGCAACAUGACCAGCUUUAAGGAACUAACCUUUUGGAUCGAUAAGAGGUGUGUGCCUCUGGUGCGAGAGCUCACCUUCGAUAAUGCAGAAGAGCUAUCCGAGGAAGGAUUACCUUUUGUAAUCCUGUUUUACAACAAAGACGAUGUAAGUCCCGUUCAGGAAUUUAAGAACGCAAUUCAAAGCCAGCUGGAAAACGAGAAGAGGGUUAAUUUCCUGACUGCAGAAGGAGAAAUCUUUAAGCACCCACUAUUCCAUUUGGGCAAGUCCCUGAGUGACUUGCCAGUGAUCGCAAUCGAUUCCUUCACGCACAUGUACCUAUUUCCACACUUCAAGGACAUUGGCAAGCCAGGUGCCCUCAAAAAGUUCAUUGAUGACCUGUUCAACGGUACACUGCAUAUCAAUUUCCACAUGGCACUCGAGGCUAAGGAAAAUUCGGAGUCCAUAACCGAUUUCGCUGAAGACCCGCCGAUCGUCCACGAGUCAAAGUUUAAGGACCUCAAGCCAUCCAAGCACCGUUACACUUUGGUCAACCGCACCAGAGACGAGUUAUAAUAUUAUCCCUAUGUAGCUUAAUCCUUAAACAUGGUUAGAUGUAAUCACUUGAUCACUCAGUUUCAGGCAGGUUUUUAAAUGACAGACAAAGAUAAAGAUAUGUUCGAGGCACAAAUAGAACUGAUUUGAGGAGUUUUUUUUAAGAUACAAUAUUAGAAAAGUGUUAAUCAGGCUCUGCAUACAUGUGCAAUAAAAGUAAUGCAUUUAUCUUGAAAAAACACAAAGCGACUCCCGACUAUGACGUGAAAUAUUUUCACAAGCCCAUUACCGACUAGGCCAGCAUUGAAUGCCCCAUUUUGGUCGCUGUGACAAAUCGAACACCCAUCAUAUAUGGGCACCUCAUCAGAUAGUCAGGAGAUGACACGUGCCUCGAUAUCGAUAUUUCUAGGAAGACCGCAGCGAUCCAGAACAGGAAAGUCGAUUUCAUUUGAAUAUGCCUUGCCGACUGCUCUGCAUCAGACCAUAUAAACACUAAUAAACUCAUUAGUCAAGCAUCUCACAAGCAAAUAUCACAGGUGCAAAAUACCAAUACAAGAACAGUACAGUGAAGUUAGUACAGUGAAGUGGAAACAUCACAAUUUUGUAUAUUUUUCAAACCUAUAAUAUUAACGAAAUGUAUCAUUACGAUUCCGAGAUAGGAAAUCAUAUUGAAACGUAACAAAUAAGCAUAAAUACUGGGCACACUUUU